Lactuca saligna is the source of this 480-nucleotide messenger RNA. NCBI's taxonomy places the organism in Eukaryota, Viridiplantae, Streptophyta, Magnoliopsida, Asterales, Asteraceae. The record is from the annotation of a GenBank genome assembly.
AUGGGACAUUGGCGUAUCAAGAUAUCACUUGUUGCUGCUAUAUACAUGACAAUUCUACAUUCAUCUGUCGCCCACAACGAACCAGAAGACUUCCUUCAUGCCCAUGGUUGCAUUAGAAGAUUACUGGAUUUACCACCUCUGGUAUGGGACCCUGAAUUGGCAAAAGUUGCGCAAGCGUGGGCUGACAAAAGGAAGGAUUGUAAAUUGACACCCUCUGACAAGGUUGGUGAGAAUAUGGCACAGGGGCCAAAUCUUAAUGCUUCAUAUGCAGUUCAGAUGUGGGUUGAAGAGAGACCCGAUUACGACCAUGCUAAAAAUGAGUGCUUACCGGGUACUCAGUGUGCCCAUUAUACGCAAGUGACAUGGAAAAAUACAGAACGCGUUGGAUGUGGUAGGGCUCAAUGUUCAGACGGAGUGUGCUACGUUAUUGUUUGCAAUUAUGACCCACCAGGGAACAUUGUUGGCGAGAAACCCUACUAA